Closterium sp. Yama58-4 is the source of this 354-nucleotide messenger RNA. The record is from the annotation of a GenBank genome assembly. Lineage: Eukaryota; Viridiplantae; Streptophyta; Zygnematophyceae; Desmidiales; Closteriaceae.
AUGCAUGGUGUACCGCGUCGAAAGAGCGUCUUCUCGUCGAGUUUUAAGCCGGCGCAGGAUCCGGCGCCCAAGCCUUCUAACCGUCCGCGCGAUAAUCUUCGCCGCCCCGCCAGGACAGAGCCAGAGGACAUCGUCCUUCCCAAGCGCGUUCGCGAGACACCCAAGAAGCUUCCUGUCAACAUGCUGGAUGAAUGCACCUUUGGCGAGUGCCGUCACCGUCGACACGACAUCGGCGAGGGAGCUGUCGUCGCACACGGCGGUGUGCACUGCACUUUCGAUCGCUGGGACGCGUUCAUGAAGUUUGCAGAGUUGCUGAUGCCUUGCAAGCGGUGCAGGGACAACCAUGCAUUUUAG